Messenger RNA from Penicillium vulpinum, 600 nucleotides. RefSeq lists its product as uncharacterized. Gene Ontology annotation, biological process: protein phosphorylation; mitotic DNA damage checkpoint signaling. Gene Ontology annotation, cellular component: cytoplasm; nucleus. Bases 1 to 600 code for a protein of 199 amino acids. The transcript has a single exon. Gene Ontology annotation, molecular function: protein serine/threonine kinase activity; ATP binding. NCBI's taxonomy places the organism in Eukaryota, Fungi, Ascomycota, Eurotiomycetes, Eurotiales, Aspergillaceae. The record is from RefSeq and is a predicted model, not a curated record.
AUGACCAUUCUAGAGUUCAAUUCAUCUCUCCAACGCGUCCAAGACCAAGAUAUAUAUCCAGAGAUACCCACCGACACCCCCUUGACACUUGCACCGGAAGGGCUAGAUGCUUCUUUGGUUUAUGUGAAACGACCAGGCCUACAGUGGUACGACGAUAUGAUCGGCACAAACCAUCUCCCCAAGGCCGUUCUUGAUGAGACAAUCGUCAUGGAGCAGAUCUCACAAUCACCUCACCAAAAUAUCAUUCGAUAUUACGGCUGUCGUGUGAGACGCGGUUAUAUCACGUCUAUCGUUCUCGAGCGGCUUGAUCAAACUCUGAGCCAGUUUGCCUCGACAUCUGAUUUUCAACAGCUUGACAAAGUCAAGUUUUUCGAAUCUCUCAAGUCAGCGGUGGAGCACCUUCACACUUUGGGUCUAGCACAUAACGACAUCAACCCGGAUAAUAUUAUGGUGAAGAAUGGAUCGCCAGUGUUGAUUGACUUCGAUUCCUGUCAGCCUUUCGGGAAACGCUUACAGUCUUUGGGCACGGAGGGAUGGUAUGAAAAGCUGUUUUAUACUUCCGAAAAGGAACAUGACAUAUAUUCUCUCGGAAAAUUAUAG